Molecule: messenger RNA, 1469 nt
Organism: Lycium ferocissimum
Lineage: Eukaryota; Viridiplantae; Streptophyta; Magnoliopsida; Solanales; Solanaceae
Product: chitin-binding lectin 1-like
Exons: 2
Coding region: 379-1209 (276 amino acids)
Molecular function (GO): metal ion binding
Source: RefSeq, a predicted model, not a curated record
AAAUACAUGACGAGCCAAUUUCCAGUUUAUGUUUAUUUUAUAGUAUUGUGUUAUUUAUAACUAUAAAUCUCAUGUGUUAGUACUUACUAUAUAGUGCUCCUCCGUCCCAAUUUAUGUGGCACCAUUUGACUUGACAUGGAGUUUAAGAUAGAAAGGAAGACUUAAUUUGUGGACCAAAACAAUUCUUAGAUAUUUGUGUGGCUGUAAAUUAUCAUGAAGUUUAAAUUGCUCCUUGAUAUAGGAAGGUGACAUUAUUUUUGGGACAAACUAAAAAAGAAAGUGUGCCACAUAAAUCGGGACAGAGGGACUGGAUUAUUUUUGAAGAAACAAUAAAACAAGAGGGUUUAUACAUAUUUGCUGAUAGAGAUCACAAAAACAAUGUCAAAUUCUUUCAACACCUUUCCUCUCGAGCUGAAAGUACACUGCAAGGAUUGUGGACUGGAACUGAAAAAAGAUCUGCUAAAGUUUAAGGGGGUUCAUUCAGUAAAAAUUGAUCAAAAACUUAGUAAAGUUGUCAUCUCUGGCAAAGUAGACCCUGCAGAAAUCCUAAGCAAGUUUGAAAAGUGUGGGAGAGAAGCAGAGCUCUGGCCAUGUGAACAAUUAAGACGGAAUGAUCCGUUCAACGAUCCGGACAUUAUGGCGCAACUGGAGCAGUUCUCUGAUAUCUCAGGAUUGCAUUCUGUGGAGGUGACUAAAACCACUAAGAUAACUUUCCAAGGACAAUCAACAAGUAAUAACCCCGGGGUUACUCAAUCGGAAGUGCUUCCACAUGGUGGUGGUGGUGGUGGUCGACUUUGUUCUGCUUCUUCGUCAUGCUGUGGUUGCCAUGGUGGUAAUACUAGUUCCUGUUCUUGUUGUGCGAAUAAUAGAAACAACUAUUCUUACCAUAAUGUACCGGUUACACAAUCAGAAGUGCUUCCACAUGGUGGUGGAUUUUGUUCUGCUUGUUCGUCAUGUUGUGGUGGUCAUGGUGGUGAUUAUACUAGUUCUGGUUCUUCUUGUGCGAAUAGCAGAAACAACUAUUCUUACCGUUGCCCGCGGCCGCAGCCAAGAGGGUACAUUCCUGAUCCACCUGUGGUACCACCACGCUCAGGCAAUCGUCCUAUUCCAUCAGCCCCUCUUAUGCCACCUGACCAUUUUCAUCAGCCACUACCCUCACCACCUGCACCCUCGUGUACCUCCUUCAUAUUACAGUGUCUUAAGGGAUGAGAAUGCGAAUGGCUGCAUAAUCCUAUGCUCUGUGUGUGUGUGCACGUGUGCGUAUGUUUCAUGUUAUACUAUGUGGUAGAAGUCCAGUUUUUAAACCAAAAAAAAAAUUUAUCAAGGGGUAGAGGAAAUACAGAAAAGUGUAGCAGUAGUAGUUCAUGUAAAAUCUGUGAUGUUGUCAGGUACUCCUAUUGUAAAGUGCUUUUCUUUUUCAACGAUUGUAAAGUGUGCAUAUUGUGUGAUUUCUGAAAAAAAAAAAAAGA